UGCUACUAUAGCUUGCAAAACUACACACGUUAUGCGUAAUUUCGACCAAGGUAAAUGCCUCAGUUCCAUACGUUGGGGUCUCUGCACGAUCGCAAUUAGCAGUAACGUUAUUCAGGCACCAGGUGACGCUCUCGAUUCAUCGUCCUCGCCACUAGCAGGCUCUCAAAGUCCUUUUUUGCCAACUUAUCAAACACGUUUCGCAGUGCUCCAUCAAUAACCUCCUGGGGUGAUGAAGCCAAAUUUAUGACUGGCCAGUGCGUUCACGUGAUUCCAUUUAAACAUCCCAUAUUUGGGCAGAGCACGUAGAAUAAAGAAAAUCGGAGAUUUUCCCCCCACCUAUAAAUCCUGCUCUUUUGGGGACAAAGGACCCCGAACUUCUGAAGGGCCACAAAUCAAACAUAAUAAUAAUAAUAAUAAUACAAAAAAUAAAACAAAUAAGCGCCCACUGUAAAUCGGAGCAUUUUUUUUCAUUACCACAAUGAGCUCUUACGUAGCCAAUUCAUUCUAUAAGCAAAGCCAAGAGGCGCCUGCCUAUUCCAUGCAAAGUUACGGGAACUAUGGAUCUGUAUCCGAGGUUCAUCCAUCCAGGUAUUGUUACAGUGGGUUGGAUCUGAGCAUCACUUUCCCUUCCUCUGCUCCUUCAAACUCUCUCAGCCGUGGGGACAUGACUUCGAACCUACGCGGGAGCCUAGGAGGAAGCUCACAGGAAGGGUCCGCCUGCGCCGUUCUGGGGUCGCCCAGGCAGGGGCCGCUCAACCUUGGGGUCUACUGCCCUAAAGCCGCGGGCGAGAAGGGCAACCAGAGCAGCCCCAAUGAAGUCAAAGCAGAGCCGGUACAAUCCGCCCAGACAACACGGGCACCUCAGCACAAUCUGGAGCCGCCAGAGCCACAGCAGCUGAACCAGCAAGCACCGCCGCAGAUUUACCCCUGGAUGACCAAACUGCACAUCAGCCACGAUUCAGAUGGCAAGAGGUCCCGGACGAGUUACACCCGCUAUCAGACUUUGGAACUUGAAAAGGAAUUUCACUUCAAUAGAUACCUGACACGCCGCAGGCGGAUUGAAAUCGCCAACAGUUUGUGUCUUAACGAAAGGCAAAUCAAGAUAUGGUUUCAGAACCGACGGAUGAAGUGGAAGAAAGAUUCCAAACUUAAAACCAAAGAUGCCAUUUAAAUAGCUGACAUUCAUUCUUAAUUCCGAUCAGUGAGACCAGUAUGUAAAACGAGGAGAUUCAACUUCACUCCUAGAACACGUGGAAAUCCGGAGAUUUUCUUUUUUCAACUUUCUCAAUUGUAUUUUCUUUGUAAAUAAUUGUUUUGUCUCAUAUAUGUAAACUGCAUAUAGAAAUCUUAAUUUAUUUUGCCAUUGCUCUUUAGAACAACCUUAAUGGGAUCAAACGGUUAUAAGUGAAGGAUACAUUUAAAAGGCACUUAGAUCAAUUGUGUUUGAAAUCUGAAAGCAAUUAUGGAAGAACGUGAAGGCACUUUUUGAAAAAGAAGCAAUUUGCACACUCUUUAAGUUCAGUUCGCGUGGAAUAUACAGUUUUUAGGAAAGCAAAACAAGCGGCCAACGAAUUUAUACAGAAGGAAGGUUGUUAGGUGUUAUGAACGGACUGGCCAUGCCGAAAAAAAAUUAAAACUGAUGUCACUGGAUGUCUCGAAAGAGUUUCAUCAUUUCCAAUGUAACACCCAAUCCCUCACACAGUACUCGUUUCUUAAGUUAUCGUUUGUAAAUAUAUUAGCGUAGUUUCAAAUUCGCGUGCUUUCCUUCCCCUGGAAUCAUUUUCCCAUUUCGUUUUACUAUUCAAGUUAAUGUAACAAUCAUGCUUGGGG
This is a messenger RNA of Polypterus senegalus (gray bichir), 1830 nucleotides long. RefSeq names its product homeobox C5a (gene hoxc5a). The transcript is spliced from 2 exons. Gene Ontology annotation, cellular component: nucleus. The record is from RefSeq and is a predicted model, not a curated record. NCBI's taxonomy places the organism in Eukaryota, Metazoa, Chordata, Cladistia, Polypteriformes, Polypteridae. Gene Ontology annotation, molecular function: RNA polymerase II cis-regulatory region sequence-specific DNA binding; DNA-binding transcription factor activity, RNA polymerase II-specific. Gene Ontology annotation, biological process: anterior/posterior pattern specification; regulation of transcription by RNA polymerase II; embryonic skeletal system morphogenesis. Bases 479 to 1171 code for a protein of 230 amino acids.